This is a messenger RNA of Parasteatoda tepidariorum (common house spider), 2114 nucleotides long. NCBI's taxonomy places the organism in Eukaryota, Metazoa, Arthropoda, Arachnida, Araneae, Theridiidae. The record is from RefSeq and is a predicted model, not a curated record.
UACCAUCAAAUUUAUGAAAUAUUUAUUGUUAAAAAAUGCACACGAAGUUUGCGAAAUAAAUAUUUUUGCCAAACGAUCGCCAAAUAGCAACAUUGUUCAGUAUUGUUUACAACCUUCUCCCAAAAAAAGCGAAAUAGAAUCGUCGCAUACCACGUGAUGUAGGCGGGGCCAAGUGCCAACUCCUGGUGAACGAGCUAUAUCCACCUGGGUUUUUUACACGUUAUGGAAGGUCUUUUUUUUUUUAAUAGUUAUAACUCUAUUUAAACUGCGUCCCUUAACUCUGGUUUUCGAAAAACAUAGUUUAACCAUCAGUUGCUAUGCUAUUAUUUUAAACUAUGUAUAUAAUCUUGCCGUAAAGAACUAUUUGGGUUUUAGAACAUACAAAUAACUUAAACAUUUAAAAAAUUAUUAAAUUUGGCGAUAUUUUUCCAGCUAGAUGAAAAUUAUCAAAUUCACUGCCUUUUUCUCAGUUUUUGCAAAUUUUUAUGAGCCCAGGUACUGCUGCAUUGGCGUAAGUUUUUGAAGAUUAAAAAAUUAGACCACAAACGCUUUUCAUUUUCACACAACUGUGGCUUUCCUUCACAUUGGCGUUUCUAAAAUAAGCGUAGGCAGCGCUGGCUUUAGAUAGGCUAAACUUGACCUAACCGUCAUGAGUAACAGUAACAAAUUCACAGCCGUUAUAAAAAUUGGCUAUUAUUUGCAAAACAGGAUCAUUUCAUUUUACGACAGAGCCUUCGAAAAAUAUCCUUAGAGAAAAUAUCUCGUAUUUUUUAGUGUAACAGUUUUAAUUAAACUAAUUUAAAUGUAGGGUUGUUGUUAUUUGUUUUAAAUUUGUAUGAAAUUUAAUAAAACGUUGCCUUAAUUCUGAGAUUUUUAAAAAAUGAAUUGUUUGAAUAAAACAGCCAUUUUGUUGUAUAGUCAGUCAUAUAUGAGGAUGGCAAAUGUUUUGAAAUGAUUAAAAAUAAAGAAUAUUUAGACAAUUUUUGUAAUUAUUUCAUAACUUUAAACUAAUUUUAUUAUUAAAUAAGUUCCGAAAUAUGGUUCUAAUAGUUAAGUCUGGAAAGUGAGUUUGAGUUCUUAAAUGUUAAGUUUACUUUUUGAGUACUUUACUAUAUAUCGGGAACAUUUUAAAUGAAUUGAAAGCUUAUUGAAAACAACAAUAAAUAUCGUUAAACCGAAAAUAAUUUCCUGAAAAAAAUAGUUUUAUAAUUAUUAAUUAUUUUUUGCUCACUACUUUUUAUAUUUUUAUCUAGUUAAAGCUAAAACACUUUUGAAUUUUACGGUAAGCAAAUUUUUAUCGAUUCAAUUUUAAAUGACACAAUUUGAACGGAAUAUGUGGAAUAGUUUCUGUGUUAUUAAAUUUCAUUACUGUUGCAUUGUUAAAUCUUCAUUUCACAUUUCAUUCAAUUGAAUUCAUUCACUUUUUGUAAAGGUUUAGUUAAAAUUGUGUCGAAAAAAAGGGUUUAGAAUGCUUGAAUAGUUAAGAAAUUUUCGACAAUUAUCUAAUAAUUGAUUAUUAAAAUUCUUUUUGCUUGGAAUUUCUUUUAAAUAAACGAGUUUUAUCAUUGAUGUCUAAAGCAUUGCAAAAGUGAAAUUAUCAUUAGGGUGAGCAGCGAGCAUUACCCCCUAGUAUAAAUUUGUUUUAUGUUUCUUAUUAUAAUAUUGUGAUUUUUAUUCGUUAUUUUUCUACGUGAGCCAAUAGACAGAAUGUACUUUGCUGGUACAGAAACGGCAAUUGAAUGGUCUGGUUAUAUGGAAGGUGCUAUUGAAGUAGGAGAGAGAACUGCUCGAGAAAUUUUGUAUUCAAUGGGCAAAAUAACACGUGAUAAAAUAUUUCAACAGGAACCUGUGUCUACAGAUGUCGUACUGAAACCUUUUGAGGUUACUUUAGCAGAGAAAUAUACACCAUCUGUCCCAUUUUUCUUGAAGUUAAUGGCAUUAUCUGCAGUUGGAAUAGGAGUACUAACUGUAUUGAAAUGUCCUAAAUUUAAAUUAGUAAAAUUUAAUAUUGUGUCUUGUUUCAAACCGCAUUAGAUGUUUAUACUUUUGUAAUUUCUUAAUCUAUCAUAUGUUUCAUAGAAUUUAUACUAUAAAUAAAAUGCAAUUCUUCUUUG